Botrytis cinerea B05.10 is the source of this 2775-nucleotide messenger RNA. RefSeq lists its product as hypothetical. NCBI's taxonomy places the organism in Eukaryota, Fungi, Ascomycota, Leotiomycetes, Helotiales, Sclerotiniaceae. Bases 1414 to 2679 code for a protein of 421 amino acids. The record is from RefSeq and is a predicted model, not a curated record. The transcript is spliced from 2 exons.
GUAUUUUAUGCACUCCAUGUGUAAAAUACAUGAAUCCCAAGGCCCCAUGCCUUGCUGUCUCCAAUUGUUCAUUGGAUCGUCCUGGGAUAGCUUCAUGCAUCAUGCAAGUACACGCUUUUCCCAUCCGCACGCUUCUCUCUUCAUCCUUCCCACCCUCCCAUCUCUCUCUCUGCCCUUCCAAGUUCUCCAUCGGUGUUUUGGGGGCGCCGAUUUACCCAAAGCUUCACCGCAACCCAUAUUAAAUCGGUGCUACGGAUCCCACCUGGAACUUUUCAUUCAUCUUCUUUCCUCCCCCCCUCCCUUCCUCCCUUCCUUUUCCUUCUCCAACUCUUGAUCUGCUUCUUUUCUAGAAGAUCUUUCACAGGACGUUUGAAGACAGAACUUCUCGAAUCUGCAUGUGUUUCAGAUCCCUUAUUUAACCCCCCUGGCUGAGCGCCCGGACUCUUCCUCUAUUGAGGCUUUUUAAAAUUCCUAAUCUUCCUCCCCCGGCAGCUCUUGCUGGGGAUCGAUCUCUCACAGAGGGUGUAAGGGGCCAAUCGUUCGUUUGUUUCCUCAAGGGAUAAAUUAAUCACGAAACUUACAAUCUCGACGCAGCUACAGUCGAGUUCAUCUAUCUAUAAAAAUCUAUCCGUUAGAUCUUCAAUCGCUUUUACACUCCCGUACGCAACUCAUUCAUCUCUUAAACAAAGGCACUUCAAGGGGGAACUUAUUUUCAAACGUCUCACCAAACCUUCUUUCUUUACAAACCCAUUGCAGAUACAAGAAUCUUGAACAAUUCUUCAGCGAUUCAUAAAGUAGCCCUCUACAUUUAUAAAAAUUUCUUCAAACGUUUGGAUUCUUCUCACCAACAGACACAAUGUCUCGGAUCAACAUCCCCUUCGACGUUAUUACGUCUCGAUUCAACCUGUCCGACAGAUUUUCCGGUGUGCGAUCACAAUCUUUAUCUACCAGAUUUGCCAAUCUGAAGCCUGUCAACGAGUUCUUCGACUUCAAACGCCUCUCCAAACCGGCAAACUUUGGUGAAGUUCAGUCCAGAGUUAACUAUAACCUUGGACACUUCGCCAGCAACUACUUUGCAUUAUUCAUUAUGCUUAGUAUUUACAGCUUGCUCACCAAUCUCCUACUCUUAUUCGAUAUCAUUCUCGCUGUAGGAGGAAUGUGGGCUAUCGGAAAGCUCGAGGGACAAGAUUUGAACGUUGCCGGUUUCCAAGCUACAUCCUCGCAACUUUACACCGGUCUCUUAAUUGUCGCAGUUCCUCUUGGAAUCAUUGCGUCACCAUUCACAACACUUCUCUGGCUCAUUGGAGCAAGUGGAGUCAGCAUUAUAGGACAUGCCUCAUUCAUGGACAAACCAAUCGAUGAGGCUUUUUCCGGGGAGGCGGUCUAGACGGUCGGCCGCAAUCUCCCAAAUCUAUGCCCCAAUGGGGAAGACCACCAGGGGCGAAGGGGAGCAGGAGGAGGAGGCAGUGGGAGCAGGAUCAAGGUCAUUGGCAACAGUCGCGUGUCGAGGAGCUUGAUAGCGAGGGUGAUACAGAUACACAAGGCGUUGGGUUACAUCUGGGCGAGAAACGAUUUGCAAGCGAUCCACUUCAUUUCACGGGUAUAGAUAUUUCUUCAAACACAAGGCCUAGGCGAGGUUAUUCUUACGAUGAGGCCGAGAGAUCUUCCGAGUCCGAUUCUGAAGACUCCGACUAUCAUGAUGGUGGUGACAAACAAUUAGCUUUGCGAGGGGAUAGCGAGGAAGCAAUAGUACAAGGUGCUCUAGCUCGUAUUCGACGUGCUCAAGAAAAGGGUAGACAAGAUGUGAAGCUCACACAAGAAGAGCUUGAUGCCUUGGAACGCCGACGAAUUCGUAUGCAAGCUGCUGCUGCCGCGAAAGCUGCCAAGAAAGGAAGCAGUGGAAGUGGAGCUGAAAAGAAACGACGAAGCGAUCGAAAAACUGUUGAUAUUGCAUCUCUCAUGGACCCGAAGCCAGCUAGUGAUCCAAAGAAAAGAAAGUCGAAAAGAAAAUCUGGUAGUUCUUCACACAGUGCUGCCGCGGGACCUGGAAUCCUUGUUGAUGGACCAGAUGGACCUUCGUAUACUCCAAUAGGUGGUUACCAUCCUUCGGACAGAGGCACAUCUCGUUCUCGUUCAUCAGCACGUCAUGGCCAUUCACCCCCAGGUACGAGUCGACAUUUCUCUGACGGCAUGCGUCCUACUUCCCAUAACAACAGUCCUCGUCGUUCCUUACCCGAAGAAGAAAGCUGGCAUUCCACCAAUAGCAAACGGACUUCUCUUUCUUCUCAAUACCAUGUUGCUGAUCCCUUUGAUUACCAGGUUACCGCUGAUCAGCCACCACCCGUCCCGCAACAGUACGCACAAUCAUCUUCUGGUCGUCACAAUUAUUCCGGUCCUGCCGACAUUUCUUAUACUUCCGUUCGACGCAGUUUACCACAAGGCUAUGCUGCUACCGAUAGGAUCCCUUCUGAUUCAUCCCUCAGAUAUCGAACUUCUCCGAGGGGAGAAAGAGAAGUCAUCACUAUUCCUGAUAGUAGUGAAGAAUCCGAUUCAGCCGAUGAGCUAGCGAAUGAAGUACAAGUUUUUCCGGAGGAACGAGAACGAGUAGUUUCUAGGAGACCUGCACCUGUGAGUGGGGGUGGGAGUGGAAGCGGGAGAAGAAAAGGCAAAGGAAGAUAAAAAUAUGGGAAUCUCGUUUAUGGAGCUGUUCAAUAACUAGACUUUAACUCUUUGCUCUUCAAUGAAUUAUUUCUUGCCAAAAUUGUGCUCUUUUUA